Molecule: messenger RNA, 609 nt
Organism: Theobroma cacao (cacao)
Lineage: Eukaryota; Viridiplantae; Streptophyta; Magnoliopsida; Malvales; Malvaceae
Product: transcriptional regulator SUPERMAN-like
Source: RefSeq, a predicted model, not a curated record
AUGGAGAAGGCAUAUUUGACAAGAAACAAGAAUAGCAAGUGGGACUGUAACAGCUCCAGCUUGGAAGGUGACCAUUCAUGUUGUUGUGGGUUAACGUGGCCUCCAAAAUAUUAUACAUGUAGCUUUUGCAAGAGAGAAUUCAGGUCAGCUCAAGCUCUUGGAGGUCAUAUGAAUGUUCAUAGGAAGGACAGAGCCAGGUUGAGAUUGUUAUCUUCUUGGGCUUUAGAAUGUCAGAACCCUGAACCCAACUCUAUGCCUAACCCUAGUUCUUCACCAAUAUCUUUAUCCUCUCAUUCUGUUAACUUCUCACUCUAUCCCCAUCAUUCUUUGCUUUCUCCAUUACUCAGUGCUCCUUCGUCUUCACCACCACCAUAUAGGAAAAACCUGAGAAAGUCUUUGAUCCCUCAACUUGGAGGUUUGUCAAAAGAGAAGACGAUGACACCUUUUCUCGGGGUUGAAAAACUGAAGAGGCAUGCACAAAAAUAUGAGCUUGAGGUUGGUGGGGUAACUGGCGUAGACUUGGAGAGUGAGUUCAAAGAUUCAAAGGAGGUUUUGGAUUUGGAGCUUCGACUCGGGUAUUUCUCGGUCCAAUCGGCCUUCCGACUUUAA